Messenger RNA from Anguilla anguilla (European eel), 6214 nucleotides. RefSeq names its product calcium/calmodulin-dependent protein kinase type II subunit beta (gene camk2b2). NCBI's taxonomy places the organism in Eukaryota, Metazoa, Chordata, Actinopteri, Anguilliformes, Anguillidae. Gene Ontology annotation, cellular component: neuron projection; cytoplasm. The record is from RefSeq and is a predicted model, not a curated record. Gene Ontology annotation, biological process: protein phosphorylation. The transcript has 21 exons. Gene Ontology annotation, molecular function: ATP binding; calmodulin binding; calcium/calmodulin-dependent protein kinase activity. Bases 262 to 1899 code for a protein of 545 amino acids.
GUUAGGUUUGCCAAGAGAGGGGCUUCGACUGUGCAGCGGCAACCAAGCGCAUUGCAAGUGGACGACACACGUAGAGAGGGCUAGAGAAACAAGCUGUCAAGCUAGCUCGCCAGCAACCCUGUCCUUUACUACAUAUCUACUCGCUAUCAACAGCAGAUAUCCGCUGCAAACCCAGGGAACGCCUGCAGAAACAUAUAAACCCUGUUACAGAGUGGAAGGCAACGUUUCGAACAGUCACAAGCCCUUCGAAAAGACGGAGACAUGGCAACCACAACUUGUACACGUUUUACGGACGAAUAUCAGCUAUAUGAAGAGCUUGGAAAGGGAGCAUUUUCAGUGGUGCGCCGUUGUGUGAAGCUGUGCACCGGCCAAGAGUAUGCUGCUAAAAUAAUCAACACCAAAAAGCUCUCAGCCAGAGAUCAUCAGAAGUUGGAACGUGAAGCUCGUAUCUGUCGUUUGCUUAAGCACCCCAAUAUUGUUCGUCUCCAUGACAGUAUAUCAGAAGAGGGGUUCCACUACCUCCUCUUUGACUUGGUGACAGGAGGGGAGCUGUUUGAGGACAUUGUAGCCAGAGAGUAUUACAGUGAAGCCGAUGCCAGUCACUGUAUCCAUCAGAUUCUAGACAGUGUCAAUCACAUUCACCUACAUGACAUAGUUCACAGGGACCUGAAGCCAGAGAACCUGCUCCUGGCCAGUAAGUGUAAGAACGCCGCCGUCAAACUGGCUGACUUCGGGCUGGCCAUCGAGGUGCAGGGGGAUCAGCAGGCCUGGUUCGGUUUUGCUGGGACACCGGGGUACCUUUCCCCUGAGGUUCUGAGGAAGGAGGCCUAUGGCAAACCUGUGGAUAUCUGGGCCUGUGGUGUGAUCCUGUACAUUCUGCUGGUGGGUUACCCUCCUUUCUGGGAUGAAGACCAGCACAAACUGUACCAGCAGAUCAAAGCAGGAGCCUAUGACUUCCCCUCUCCUGAGUGGGACACAGUCACCCCAGAAGCUAAGAACCUGAUCAAUCAGAUGCUGACCAUCAACCCAGCCAAGAGGAUCACCGCCCAGGAGGCUCUCAAACACCCAUGGGUCUGCCAACGCUCCACAGUGGCCUCCAUGAUGCACAGACAGGAAACGGUGGAAUGCCUGAAGAAAUUCAACGCCAGGAGGAAACUGAAGGGAGCCAUUCUCACCACCAUGCUGGUGUCACGAAAUUUCUCUGUGGGCCGGCAGACCACAGCUCCGGCCUCUGUUGCCGCGGCAGCUGCCGCUGCCGCCGCCGCCGGCACUACCGCAGGGCUGGUGGAACAAGCAGCCAAGAGUAUGCUGAACAAGAAGGCAGAUGUCAAGCCACAGUCAAACAGCACGAAAAACAGCAUAGUCACCAGCCCCAAAGGAAACGUGACUUCUUCUGCUCUGGAGCCUCAGACCACAGUUAUCCAUAAUCCAGUGGAUGGGACUAAGGAGUCGUCUGACAGUAGUAACACCACCAUCGAAGACGAGGAUGUAAAAGCACGCAAACAGGAGAUCAUCAAGAUCACCGAGCAGCUGAUCGAGGCCGUGAAUAACGGAGACUUCGAGGCGUACGCGAAGAUCUGUGAUCCUGGCCUGACCUCUUUUGAACCUGAGGCUCUGGGGAACCUGGUGGAAGGAAUGGACUUCCACAGAUUCUACUUUGAGAACUUGCUGUCUAAGAACAAUAAGCCCAUCCACACCACCAUCCUAAACCCCCAUGUGCACCUGAUUGGGGAGGACGCCGCCUGCAUCGCCUAUAUCCGCCUCACGCAGUUUGUGGACGGGCAGGGCCGGCCACGCAGCAGCCAAUCAGAAGAGACCCGCGUCUGGCACCGCCGUGACUCCAAGUGGCAGAACGUCCACUUCCACUGCUCUGGCGCCCCAGCUGCCCCCCUUCAGUGAAAGGAAAGACCGCUGCGGCCAUGGCUGUCAAGUGCCCAGGGGAAGAGAGGGAGAUAAGGAGGGAAGGAAGGAGCAAGGAAGGAGAACGAGUCCGGAGUUGGGAGAGCUUUGAUCAUGACCACGGAAGGCCCUCCCACUUCUGGAACCCGUCCUCAACCGCAUGCACAUGUCUUUACAACUACCGCCAUCUGCUGGGCUGUCCUAACUACUGCACCUGCCAACAAACACCCCCCCACCCCAAAAAAAACCCCCACCCAACCGAUUGCCAACCUACCAAGUCACCAAUGACCCAAACCUCCCCUCGCCCCCCCCCCCCCCCCCCCCUCGUCCCCCCAACUAUCGCCCCAUGACCCCACGUGGCAAAAGUGUACAGCUGCAGCCACAGCAGCCGCUAGCACCUCAAAGAGUGUAAAAAAGACUCAAGUUUUAUCAGCCCAGUAUUAGAACCCUUUCAGUGUGUUUUCUGUUGCCACACUGUUCAUGUCACGCUCGUGUUGCGACUGUCUUUGAGUCACAGUGCACAGGCGCGCCAAAGUAUGUGUCCCUUAUGUAAAGUUUUAAACCGAAUUAUUAUUAUGAUUAUUCUUACUAUGAUGGUUAGUCUAACUAUGGCGAUUGUAUAUUUCAUUGGUUAAAAAAAAUAUGUUAUUGAUUCCAGUGGUUUUUAGUUUAAUUAAGAUUAUUCAUUUUAAAUAUAUCUUUUUAAGUAGGCAUGACUUUUUUGGUAUUUGCUUUGUUUUUUUAAAUUGUGCUCGAGUAAAAGAUCUCUUAUGGCAGUUUUCCACAGUAUUUUUGUCUGUUAAUGGUAGUGCUAAACAUCCUGGGAUUCGAACGAAAGAAGUGUCUUCUGAGACAGAAGGGUGUGUGCGCUGGGUUAAAGGCCGUCUGUGUGUGUGUGUGUGUGUGUGCGUGUGCAUGUGUGUGUGUGUGUGUGUGUGUGUGUGUGUGUGUGUGUGUGUAUGCGUGUGCGUGUGCGUGUGUGUGUGUGUGUGGGAGGGAGAGGAGGCCGAAGCCUGUUUCAGCAGUUGAAGAUGUCAUUGGCUGCUGAAGCUCAUCAGCUGUACCCUCUGAGGGAUGGACCUGCAGGGGGUGUGCCCGCGUACAGUCGCUGUUUUCUGUCCUUCCUUUCGCUUCCUUCAGCAUCAUGUCUCAGGAGGUGAAUCUAAAGUUUGCUGCGUCAGGUCUGUCCCUGCCUGAGUGCUCAGGAUUCCGGGAGGUUCCAUCAGUCGCUGCAGCGACACAGUCAGCAGACCUGGGCGUGGCUCACCUGCGCAGAAGAUCGCCUGUGUUUAAGCCUUCAACACUCUGUCGGCUUCCAUCAUCGUCGUCGUAUCGAUCACCUUCCGUUAACUGUUCACGGCCUCCAGCACUCAAAUGAGUCCCGCCCCCCGAGAGUCAGGGUGGGAGGCGCCCCCCUUCCUCUGCGCCUCAUUGGCUGUGCCCGACGCACAGCCCCAUUCAACAGCAAGCCAUUCUGUACCAGACGUGGUGCUCCACCACUGUGUGUGUUUGUGUGCGUUUGCCAUCGCUAAACAAAUUUUCUAACACAGAGCAGGCACCAGCCAAACCGAACAACAUUCUCCAUGUUGUAUAGCACUACACAUCCCAUAAGACUUUGGGAGGCAUGUGGUUGCCAGGCAAUGGGACACCUCUGUGCAUGAAUAGGGAAAACGGGGGCACUCGUCUCUGUAGAGGGGAGCAAUGGGGGAGAGGUGAACUCUUUGAUGGGGGAUUGCCGGAAGGAAGUUAGUUUGAUGCUUUCACAAAACAGCAAGUGAAGUAGACUUGGAAGUUCCUCUAUCACAUCUUCGGCAAGCGCUAGAUUCUAGCUGUGGGGAACGGACGAGUUUGUUGCUCGUGGACGUUUCUCGAAAGUGAACAGUGAAAAUGGAGAGCAGAGAUACCGUGAGGCAUUUUUGUAGGUCUUGCCACCCUGAAGGUUUUUUUUGGAGGAGCAACAGUCCAGCUAACAUAAAGCAUUCUCACAAUGUUGGUAAUAUGUUGUAAUAGCAUUGUUGCAAGGUUGCAAUAUUACAGCAAUGUUCUGAGAAUGUUUUUUGUUCUGGGUAUUCUCAGGUUGUAGGGGCUAUGGAGUAGCUCUGUGGCUUUGUGUUAGGUUGGACCCAGUGUUUUUUUCAGGAAGGCUUCAUCUGAAUGAAAUCCAGUCCUUGUACCUCUCGUCACAGUCUUUUAUUAUUGUGUUUUGUUUAUUUUUUUAUUACUGUGGUUAUUGUUAUUUUUCAUUAAUGCAUUACUCUGUAUAUGCAGUGCUUGCUAUUUUUUGUACAUAAUUUAUGGAGAAACUAUGACUUUUUUAGUUGCAUUUACAUCGUUUUUCCUCUUGCUUUUUUUGUUUUGUUUUUCAAAUGGAAUUUUUGGAACUUGUGGAAAAUUUGUGGACACGGGUUCGAAAUGUUAUGAUUGCUAUGACAACAACCGAUGGACCCUUCUGCCGGGUUUCUCAAGCGAGCAGGAUGUGUUGUUGGAGAGGGUAACGAAAAAGACUACCUCUCCGGCAUUGUGUUUCCUUGGGCUUUGCAAUUGGCAAGUGUGGACUGAAAUGUUGGAAGGGUGAAUGAAGGAAUCCAGGACACUGUGAAAGAAAAUUGAAAUGUGUAUGAGCCCAAAGGUGAAGCGUUUUCCCAGGGAGAAGUGGUCCGGCAGACCCGGUCCCAGUUGUCCUGCAGUGGAACAGUGCAGUGUGUUGGGCCAGUGCACCUUCCCCUGCGUUUCCUCUCACGCACAACAUAGGGCUCCAGUGCACUGAGCCAUCUGAAAGGGAAGAGACAGAUUAGCUGUUAAAAUGGACGCUGUUAAGUCAGUCCUCAGGUUUAUAUUUAUUUAUUUAUUUAUUUACAGCAUAUUGUUUGAUUUUUGCGUGUUCCUGAUGUGCUACUCAUAAUUACCAUGGUUCUGUGCAUUUAUUUGUUUUUGUGGUGUUACCCCUCCUUCAACCUUAACAUGAAAAGGAGAAUUUUGCUAAUCAGGCAAUGCAGGUCACAUGGAAGAUUCUCAAAUGGGGUGUGUCACUAUCACACCUCAUUUCCUGAAAAAUUAGGGUUGACCUAAAAAAAAAGAACAAAGCUGUGACAUCAUAGACAGGUAUAAUUAUUAAUGCUAUAAUUUAAAACUCAUGUAAAGUAUUCUCCUGUGUUCUGAUACACAUGAGAACCUGUGUGGACAUUUGUAAUUUAUGUUUGCUGUUGCCGUUGCUGUUUGAUUGGGGUUUUGGCCCUUAUUUUCUGUGAAAUGUGGGGUUGGUCAGACCCUGACAUUUUGUUUCAGAAAAAUAAGGUUGUGAAACAGCCUGUUGAUCAUGUGACUCCUCUUCCCCCCUCCACAGGAAAUAUAGCAGCAUGUUGACAAAGUGUUGUUCAUAUGUUCUUCUUUGUGUGUUUAGCAUUGCAAAAUAAUAAUUAAAAUACAUAUAUAUCAGAUAAACUUUUAAAAAAAGAAAAUAUAUUGUAAAACUACAUUUACCUGGUUAUAUCAUAGAUGGCAUUUAUUUGCAUGAACAUUUUGACAGGAAGAUAAGUUUAGGUGUUCUUAUUUUCUUUUUUUUACUGAAUGCUGGUAAUAUAUGAACCUUUAUCUAUUUUCUGAGCUUUGUACGUGCAUAAAGUAUUUUUGUCUCAAGAUAAAACGACAAUGUGAUGUUGAUGAUGAGGACAUCAUCAAUUAUGAUUGUAAGGCAUGUUUUUAUACAGGACUCCUUGUUGUUAAGGCAGAGGAUAGUCACUCAAGAUGAGAGUGUGUGUGUCUGUAAGUGAGGGUAUCACGGAUAAAAAAGUGGAAACACAGGUGUAAUCGAGGUGCCUGACUUCCAAUAUUUUCAAUACUUCCGAACAGUAAAAACAGUUUUCAACUACAAAUGGUUUUAAUUCACUUUUCACAAAGGCUACUUGGAUCACUUUGGGCACUAACUAACCAGCAAUCUUUACAUUAGGAAUAGCAGGUUGAUGUGUCCCUUCAUAUCAUUUUAAUAAGCCUUUGCUCACGAAAACUCUACCACCACCUCUAAUUGGAAGACACUGGAAAUGGCAGGAUUGGUGUAUGCAGACUCUACACGUCUCUACACAAGAUUAUGGGCACUAGUGCAGAGUAGGAAACCCGAUUUGUGUGGGUGUGUGCAUGUGUGAGUCUUUGUUCUUCAUAAAAACGGAAGUCUCCACACUCCUGACUCUCCGCUGCCCUGACAACUCUGAGCGAAGAACUCCGUAGUGUUUCUUCAAUCAUUUUACUAAUCCCCUUUACCUUUUUUUCUGUUGAAAACUCAUCAUAUAAAUAUAUAUAGUUUCUCUGAAGAUGAGCCUCA